Molecule: messenger RNA, 2058 nt
Organism: Crotalus tigris (Tiger rattlesnake)
Lineage: Eukaryota; Metazoa; Chordata; Lepidosauria; Squamata; Viperidae
Product: vomeronasal type-2 receptor 26-like
Exons: 5
Coding region: 1-2058 (685 amino acids)
Biological process (GO): G protein-coupled receptor signaling pathway
Cellular component (GO): membrane
Molecular function (GO): G protein-coupled receptor activity
Source: RefSeq, a predicted model, not a curated record
AUGUUUCCAAACCGGGCCGAUCAGUAUAAUGGGAUUCUCCAGCUACUGUUUUAUUUCAACUGGAUAUGGAUUGGGGUGGUUUAUCAAAAUGAGGAUAUUACAGAGGAGUUUGUAGAAAAGGUACUCCCUAGUUUUUCCCAAAAAGGGAUCUGUUUCGAUUUCAUUGAGAGGCUUCCGAAACAAACCUUUUCUGAUUAUAUACCUGAAAGCAUUGAAGAGGGCACAAAAAAAAUGAAGGUUGUUAUGGAAAGCAGUGCCAAAGUAGUAGUUAUUCAUGGUGAAAUUCAUGCUCUGAUGUUUUUCAGAAUCAUGAAAGCAUAUGUCGACUGGGAUAAUAUUACAAUGAAAACGAAAGCUAAAGUUUGGGUCAUGACAGCCCAGAUAGAAUUCAUAUCACUACCAUUUCAAAGAAAUUGGGAUAUCAGUUUCCUCCAUGGUGCCCUAUCAUUUGCCCUUCCUUCAAAAGAGUUGCAUGGAUUCCACAGAUUUCUUCAAAUGAGAAACCCCCUCUCAGAAAAAAAAGAUGGUUUCUUGUUAGAAGUUUGGCAGCAUGCUUUUACUUGCUUGUUUUCUGAUGGUGAAAUAGAUGAAAGAGUUGAAAAACAAUGCACCGGGGAAGAGAAGCUGGAGACUCUUCCUAUGACUCUGUUUGGAAUGAGCAUCACUGGCCACAGCUACAGCAUCUACAAUGCUAUCUAUGUUAUUGCACAUGCUUUUCAUGCCAUGCACUUAUCCAGCAAACAAAAUACAUUGGUAAAGGCAAAGAGCUUGGACCUUAUCAAUCAGCAUCCAUGGAAGCUCCACCAUUAUUUGAGAAGCACCUCAUUCAAUAACAGUGCUGAGGAAGAGAUUUCUUUUGAUCAGAAUGGAGAAUUAGUAGGUGGUUUCAAUAUUUUAAAUUGGAUUAUGUUUCCCAAUCAAUCUUUUCUGAGAGUUAGCAUUGGUAAGAUAGACACAAAGGAGUCCUCAGGCAAAAUUCUUACUAUCCAGGAAGAUGCCAUUGUGUGGCCUGGGAUAUUUAACCAGACACGGCCCCUCUCUCUCUGUAAUGCCCGUUGCCAUUUAGGGUAUACUAAGUCCAAGAAGGAAGGGGAACAAUUCUGCUGCUAUAAUUGCAUUCCCUGUUCAAAUGGGAAGAUUUCAGACAAAGAAGAUAUAGAGGAUUGUUUUGAAUGCCCUGAGGAUCAAUACCCAAACAGAUUCAAGGAUGGAUGCCUUCCAAAACAAAUAACUUUUCUAUCUUAUACAGAACCUUUGGGGAUCAUUCUGGCGAUGCUUGCUUUCUGCUUUUCUCUCUUCACAGCUUUGGUGCUUGGAAUCUUCAUGAAACACAAAGAAACACCCAUCGUCAAAGCCAACAACCGAAGUCUCAGCUAUAUUCUACUGAUCUCUCUCCUGUUCUCUUUCCUUUGUUCUUUGCUGUUCCUUGGCAAGCCUGAACAGUGGAAGUGCCUCCUUCGGCAAACUUCCUUUGGCAUGAUUUUCACCAUAGCCGUUUCUUGCAUAUUGGCCAAAACCAUCAUAGUGCUUUUUGCUUUCAUGGCUACCAAGCCUGGAUCUCGAAUGAGAAAAUGGGUGGGGAAAAGAUUCUCUAACUCCAUUAUAUUUUCUUGUUCCUUUAUUCAAGCCCUGAUUUGUAUUGUGUGGCUGGCCACCUCCCCCCCUUUCCCUGAUUUUGAUUUGCAUUCAGUGACUGAAGAAAUUAUACUACAAUGUAAUGAAGGUUCAGCAUUCAUGUUUUACUGUGUCUUGGGCUUUAUGGGUUUCCUGGCCAUUGUCAACUUUGUAGUGGCUUUUUUGGCCAGGAGAUUGCCUGACACAUUUAAUGAAGCCAAGUUUAUUACCUUCAGCAUGUUGCUAUUUUGCAGUGUUUGGAUGGCUUUUGUUCCAACUUACCUAAGUACCAAAGGGAAGUACAUGGUGACUGUAGAAAUCUUCUCCAUUUUGGCCUCCAGUUUUGGGAUACUGAGUUGCAUCUUUUUCCCCAAAUGCUACAUCAUUUUGCUGAAGCCAAAUCUGAAUACGAGGCAGCAGUUAACAAGAAAAAAUAAAAUCUGA